Messenger RNA from Branchiostoma floridae (Florida lancelet), 2671 nucleotides. Its product is annotated as delta-type opioid receptor-like. Gene Ontology annotation, molecular function: neuropeptide binding; G protein-coupled receptor activity. NCBI's taxonomy places the organism in Eukaryota, Metazoa, Chordata, Leptocardii, Amphioxiformes, Branchiostomatidae. The record is from RefSeq and is a predicted model, not a curated record. Gene Ontology annotation, cellular component: membrane; neuron projection. Gene Ontology annotation, biological process: neuropeptide signaling pathway. The coding region runs from base 58 to 1188 and encodes 376 amino acids. The transcript has 2 exons.
UGGCAAAAUGUUGACAGGCAGAUAUUGAUUAUGUUACUGUUAUGUCUUCUUAAAUGAAUGUUUCUUUUCUUUUGUGUGUCUAGAUCAACCUGUCGGUGUAAGAUGGAGGAUGACUUCCCCUUUGACAUCUCCAACUACUCUUUCUUCGUCAACGAAACCUACAUACAGAGUCCGUAUUCCUGGGACGUCAUCAUAUACAACAUAGUGGUUCCUGUCAUCCAGUGUGCCAUAGGCAUUACAGGACUUAUAGGAAAUGGACUGAUUAUCUACGUCAUUAUCAAGUACUCAACCAUGAAAACUGUACCAAAUAUGUACGUCUUAAACCUGGCGGUGUCAGACUUUCUCUACUGUUUGACGUUCCCGAUUUGGGCAGCAGACUACAUCUUAAGAGUAUGGAUAUUCGGGCGGGCAAUGUGUAAGAUAGUCAGGUCAAUCUUCAACGUCAACACAUUUGCUAGCAUUUACUUCCUGACCGUGAUGAGCAUAGAGCGGUACUACGCCAUCUUACACCCCGUCCGAAACAUGCAGAACCGCUCGCUGAAGAAGGCGAAGAUGAUCGGAGGAUGUGUCUGGACGGUGGCGCUGAUGUGUUCCCUACCGUACAUCGUGUUCGCGGAGACCGACUACCUUGGGGGUAGUACCAUCUGCAUGUUCAAGUGGCCGGCUAACGUCCAGAACGAGGACUGGUGGCGAGGCGCUAACGCCGUCUACCUUACAGCAUUGGCGUUCCUCAUCCCUCUCUGCAUCAUGGUCCCCAACUACGUCCUCAUCUACCGUAAGCUGCGAAACACCGAUGUCAUCCCGCCGGAAAGCCGCCGGGCGCUGCGCUCUCGUCACCGCGUUACUCGCAUGGUCAUCGUGGUGGUGGUGAUCUUCGUCAUCAGCUGGUUGCCGCUGCACGUGGGCAACAUCAUCAGCUCCGUCUUCGGUUUCAACGUCAACGCCACCGUCUGGUACUUCCUGAACGUCAUCGCUGACGUCAACAGCUGCGUCAACCCCUUCCUAUACGCCCUGCUCGGACAGAACUUCCGGGCGAGCCUGAAGCGCACGCUGUGCGGGUCCAGCUGUUGCCCUGACAGUUGUCGGCAGGAGUCACGCAGAGGGAACAUCCGUGACAUGGCCAAUGUCCGGUCUGCCACUACAGCCAUAGAGAUGUCCACCCCACCCUCCGGACUAACAACUGUAUAGAGUGGCCGGCACGGUCACCACUGACCUUCCACGGAGACACCUGGCCGGCCGGGAUGAUGGGUUCUAAAACUUCCUGGUUACCAGGCUGGUAUCGAUACUAAUUGGUGAUAUGGUCUUUAUCAAUGACCACAUAAAAGUUAAAAAUUUGGUGUGGAGACAUAUUGAAAUAUUUCCUAGAUAAGGCUGAUAGAAGCCGUUAUUAUAUCAUUGAAGUCCGGUAUCCGUUUGUGUUCUAUAUUCAAAUAGCUAUGCUACCCCAUGGCCCACCCCAGUCCCCCAAAGUACUAGACAACCAAGAAAAUAUUAGAUUGUCCUUUUGAAUUACUGAAUUACUGACAUGUACUGUGCAAUAUCAUUAAUAGACACCUGGCUUUGUACGCUUGGUUUGCCGCUCAAUCUAAAAAGCAUUUCCAGUCUACCAGAAGGAAUUUCCGUCAACUUUUAAAGGAUAACGAUAUACAAAGUCACGUGUAUAUGCAGUGUUUGUAUGACCGCUAGUGAUCGUUAGGUAAACGAUUGCCAUUUCAACAUUUGUACAGAAUUAUAGCGUGAUGUUCUACUGGUAUGAAACCUAGAUCCAAUAUCUUUCUGGACAAAUAUGAUAGGUUUAUUGUUGAAUGGAAGCUCACCACAACAGUAAAUGUCUAUUUUGGUAAAUUCAUAUGCAAAAUAGUAAUCGUAAAUACUACGAAUCGUAAUCCUUAAUGCUUUUAACAUUACGUGUGCUGAUAUAUGGACAGUAAUAAUCAAAUGAUUUCUAUUUUCAUGCAGAGUAUGAGCGGAAUGAUUAAAGUAGAAAAUUGUCUAUUGUAAAAGAAAGAUGUUGUAAAAUCUGCAGAGUUAUGUUUGUGGUGAAAUAUGAGAUGAGAUGGUCUUUUUAAAGUGCAUUCCCUACACAGAGAGCGAUAGGAACCCGUGUUGAGAAUUACGUUCUUUUGGAUCAUACGAUGGGUCCUUGGUAUGUAACCAUCGAAUGUGUUCGCACUAGCACGGUGUCAAAUUUCGUUGACACAAUUUAGUGUCUACCAGACUCCAUAGUUGUUAGAAAAAUAGUUCAAAUUGGCUAUUAUAAAGCAGACUGAUAUGCCAAAUGAGUUAGCCAGCCAUACGAGGUCAAUUUGUGACUACUAUAUGAAAUCUCUACUAUUUUUCAGCAACCCACGGAGUCAGGUAGAGACUUGGAUGUCAACAACAAUACAAGGAAUAUCAAGGCUUUUUCUUGUUUAUUUUUGUUGUCACGAGCUCAAGGAAUGUAAAAUUUGUAUAUAUAUAUUCAUCAAGUAGAUCUAGAUUGUUUUCAUCAAAUGACUAAGAUCUAAUCAUCGCUCAAUGAUUUUCUUUGCGACACGUUGUAUCUUCAGCACCGCCUAGCGAUGCUAUGUUACAAUAUCACCAGGCAAGUAUUAUCGUUUGAUGUCACUGGCUAAAGGGUGGUCCGCUAACACUUCAUACGAAGUUAGAUAUAAUGACAGUUUGCGUAACU